AUGACAAAUAGUAUCAGUGACUACCCAUUGUGCAGUAGUCAGUAUCCAGCUGGCAAUGUGGAUGAAUUUCAUCCGUUUGUGGAGGCGUUAUUGCCGUAUGUGAAAGAAUUUAGUUACGUAUGGUUUAAUUUACAAGCUGCAAAGCGAAGAUAUAUGAAAAGAAACGAAAAGCGAAUGACAGUCGAUGAAGAGAAAAGUUGCAAAGAUGCAUUAAUGAGUGAGCGGGUGGAAAUCAAGCAAAAAUGGGCAGGGCGAUUGCUUGGCAAGCUAAGGAAAGAUAUACAGCCUCAUUGUCGAGAGGAUUUUGUCCUUUGUGUCACAGGACAGAGGCCAGCAGUAUGCAUACUAUCAAAUCCCGACCAGAAAGGGAAGAUGCGACGAAUCGACUGCUUGCGACAAGCGGACAAAGUAUGGCGCCUUGAUCUGGUGAUGGUCAUUCUAUUCAAGGGUAUUCCUUUAGAAAGUACGGAUGGUGAACGUUUGGAAAAAUGUUCUGAAUGUGCAUUUCCAAGUUUAUGUGUAAAUCCUUAUCAUAUUAGUAUAGCUGUACGCGAAUUAGAUUUGUUUCUGGCAAAUUUUAUACACACAACAAAUCCGGAUGCUGCUGAGGAGGAAAACGAUGAGAAAGAUCCUGACAAAUUGGCAGUGCAUGAAGGUAUUUGGGGAACUGGUGUGUUUACUGCUUAUGAACUGAAGACUCUAACUAGACCUUCAAUAAUAACACUGGUUGAAGGCGAAGCACGUAUACCGGCAGAAAUCAUUCCACAGAAAGAAGAACCAUAUAACGAUUUGGAUUGGCAGUCACCUGGUAGCCCACCGCCAUCAUCGUCAUCAUCACGACGACACGUUGCUCCUACUUCUGCUUCAACUGUGGUGGCGGAUUAUCGGAUAUCUGAUGGUCAUGAUGUUACUGAGAGCACUGAUACUGGAAUGCGAAGCAGUAGUUUGGGUGGACCAGGUGGAACACCGCAGGUGGGGGCAAUGGUAACAAUUGCCGAUGCACUGGAUACGGAUUUGACGCAUCCGGACUUUGAACAUCCGAAUCUCUUAGCUGAUGAUACUGGCGAACCGUUGGAAAAACGUAGUCGACACGCCUCACGAGAUAGCGUGGGAAGUGUUAACGAAGAGGUACAUCAGUUAAUUGGUGGACGUAUUGUUGGUCAACCAAUAUAUAUCCAGAUAAAACGAAGCGAUGAUGGCACUGCAAGUAAUCGAAGGACUCUUGUUGUACAGGGUGCGGUUGAAGGAACAAGGCUUGUCCAACUGAGACCACCUUUUACGGUUUCAACAUCGAAUGAUGGACAGGAACGUUUGAUCAGGGAUGCAUCAGAAGGUGGAAGUCGAAAUAAUACUGUGAGAAUCGUCUCCCAUCCUCCCGCUGGACAUCAUGGCGAAUUACAUCAGGAAAGACACCAUGCAGCAAGUGAAACUAUUGGGAAUGUUGGAUCAGCUAGUAUAAAUGAAACAUCUUUGAUGCACCGUGAUGCGAAUGGACUACGCCCAAGGACGGAAUCAGCAUGUGAGAGUUUACUUGUACCAACGUCAACGGCUCGGCAAUCAGGUCGCCUUUCUGAGAGCUAUCAAAUACAUCAUCCUAGCCAGCAGAAGAGAGAUUUUACAAACAACACUGUAUCCACAGUAACCUCGCAACGUAUUGGUACCGUAACUGCAUUUACUCGUUUGACUCGCGAUGUCAAAGUACGAGACCCAAGUGAUACUGCGCAAGAUGUAGAACAGGUUGUUAUAUUCAGGAAACGUAAUCAUUCUCCAAGUUCAUCAACUAAUGAACGAUUGCCGGCUGCGACUGCAGAAAUGAGUAAUGUCGCUGUAAGUAAUCGUAAUGUGCAUCAACAACAACAACAUUUGACUACUCAGAAUGGUUUUGGUAUGGCGUUGCGAGAUUCUUCAGGUCUAAAUAUUGUCGAUAUGCAUCAUUCAAGUCCGACAAAGUUCACAACAUCAAAUGGUGAUGUCAUUAGCUUUAGCACCGUAUUGCACAGUAUCGAAAGUCAGAAUUCAGUAAAGCGUAGUAUCAGUUUGGAUAUUUCACCUCCUGACUCUUCCACACAAACGGUGAUUAUAGACGAAAGACGUAUGCUGGAACACGAUGCUGCUAGUGCUGCCGAAGUGGAAGCACGAAUUGCGAAAAAGGUUGCAUUGUUGGAUCAGCCAGUGCGAGAAUUCACGACUAAGCCAGGAAAUCCCCAGUUAUUGGUAACUCCUCGACCUGUUGUGGCACAUCGUCCAUCUUUUAUUUCUAACAUUGGCGAUACGAAUAACAAUGCUGCAGCUGCUGCUGCUCGUGAUGCUAAAAUAAGUCAUAUUGUAUCUCGACAGCAGCAGCUGUUUGAUAAUGCGUGCAACUCAGCUAUGGGUUCACCUGUACCUUUUACUCUGAACAGCCCCCUAACCACUCCACGCAGUACACCGGUGCCUACUGCAAGCUCAACUCUUGGAACUCCAGUCCCUGGUGUGCGUAUACCAUCCAGAGGACCGUUAACCGAUGACGAAUACUCGAGUAUUGUUCAGAAUGUGAUCACUGCUUCUAGCGGUUUAUCCGGUUCAGCUGAUCAAGCAUUGUUGAAAGAAGUUUCGAAUCAGUUUUUGAAUUAUUUCAAUGAAAACAGUCGUUCUCCGCAUAACGGCACAUUUCCGCUUCAGAGUUCCUCAGAUACACGAUCAGAUUCAUCUGCUUCAAACAUAUCAGUACCUGGUGUUAUUUCUCUUUCAACUCCUCCAACAAAUGCCUUAAUCACGUCCCAAACGCCGACGGCUACAUCGCCGAUAGCUGAUUCAACUACUAGCAAUGAACAGUUAUCAAUGCGUGCAUUACCGGAUUCGACUACAAGCGAUUUACGUCAAGCAGGAAAUAGGCCAAGUUCGUCGCCGACCUCUUCAUCUGUUAGCGGUUGCACAUCAUCAGCAUCUAAUUCUCGAAGCUUAAGUAGCCCGUCAGAAUUCAUGAAAAAAUGA
Molecule: messenger RNA, 2973 nt
Organism: Loa loa (African eye worm)
Lineage: Eukaryota; Metazoa; Nematoda; Chromadorea; Rhabditida; Onchocercidae
Product: nuclear factor I
Exons: 19
Coding region: 1-2973 (990 amino acids)
Biological process (GO): regulation of transcription by RNA polymerase II
Cellular component (GO): nucleus
Molecular function (GO): DNA-binding transcription factor activity, RNA polymerase II-specific; RNA polymerase II cis-regulatory region sequence-specific DNA binding
Source: RefSeq, a predicted model, not a curated record